AUGCAAGCGUACGGGGCCAGCGCGGCGGGGCGCAGAGCCUUUGACAGCAUCUGUCCCAACACGAUGCUGGAGCUGCGGGGCCCCUCCCUCUGCAAGCCCGGGAAACUAGAAAGGAAGUUCGCCCCUCCGCGGAAGUUCUUUCCUGCCUGCAGCGGCGGCACCCCGGUGUCGGUGUACGAGGACCCCCCAGAUGCAGAGCCCGCUCCGCUGCCAGCCCUCACCACCAUCGACCUGCAGGACCUCGCCGACUGCUCCUCGAUCUUCGGGUCAGACUCGCCGCCUAGUGGGAGUCCCGCUGUCUCGCAGAACUACCCCCUGCAAACGGCAGCAGACUACGAUCUGCAGGAUUUUAGAGAUACGGUGGACGAACUUAUUGCAGACUCAUCCUCUUUGAUGUCACCUCCCCUGGCCGGUGGAGACUUCCCAUUUUCUCCGUGCAAUGAGCUACCUUGUGGGCCCUGUCUGUCCCCACACCUGGAUGCCCCGGCCCUGCAGUCUCUGCCAUUGCGCCCUCACGUGCCCCCGCCCGAGCAGUACUGGAAGGAGGUGGCGGACCAGAACCAGAAGGCCUUGGGGGACGCGCUCGUUGAGAAUAACCAACUGCAAGUGACCCUGACCCAGAAGCAGGAGGAGAUCGCCUCGCUCCGGGAGCGCAACGUGCGGUUGAAGGAGCUCGCCAGUCGGACCCGACACUUGGCCUCGGUCCUGGAUAAGCUGAUGAUUACGCAAUCCCGGGAGGGCGGAGCGGCCGCCGAGCCCUUCCAGCUCAAGGCGACGGCCAAGAGGAGCCUGGAGGAGGUGUUCAGUGCGGCGGGGCAGGACUGCGAGGAAGUGGACGCCGUCCUGCGGGAGAUUUCCCAGCGCUGCGACGAAGCCCUGCAGAGCCGCGAUCCCAAGCGGCUCCGGCUCCAGCCCGCGCCCGGGCCCGCCAGCCAGGACUGCCGGCCCGGCAACCUGCACGGCGCGUUCCGCGGGCUGCGCACCGACUGCGGCCGCCCAGCGCUCAACCUGAGCCACAGCGAGCUGGAGGGGGGCGACUCGUUCAGCACCCACAUCCGCAGUCACAGCACCAUCCGCACCCUCGCCUUCCCCCAGGGCAACGCCUUCACCAUCCGGACCGCCAACGGGGGUUACAAAUUCCGCUGGGUCCCCAGUUGA
Molecule: messenger RNA, 1158 nt
Organism: Suncus etruscus (white-toothed pygmy shrew)
Lineage: Eukaryota; Metazoa; Chordata; Mammalia; Eulipotyphla; Soricidae
Gene: MCIDAS
Product: multiciliate differentiation and DNA synthesis associated cell cycle protein
Exons: 7
Coding region: 1-1158 (385 amino acids)
Biological process (GO): negative regulation of cell cycle; negative regulation of DNA replication
Cellular component (GO): nucleus
Source: RefSeq, a predicted model, not a curated record